Prosopis cineraria is the source of this 911-nucleotide messenger RNA. RefSeq lists its product as uncharacterized. Lineage: Eukaryota; Viridiplantae; Streptophyta; Magnoliopsida; Fabales; Fabaceae. Bases 495 to 911 code for a protein of 138 amino acids. The record is from RefSeq and is a predicted model, not a curated record. The transcript is spliced from 6 exons.
UCCUCUUGCCACUGAAGCUCGGCCUCCUCCUUCGCCGUUAAGCCAUCCAUUGCCGUCGUUCUCUCCUCCAUCAUCAAACCAUCUCUUCUUCAACGCCCCAUCGUUGCCGUUCUCUCAUCCUCCGAUAUCAACCCAUCAUCUAUUCAUCUCCAUUGCUUUUCUCGUGUGUAUUUCUCGUCUCUGACCUCUGACCGACUCAUACCUUGCUUCUUGUCGUCGCCGGUUGUCUCACGCCAGCAUCUAUGAAUAGUGAAGAAAUGACCCCGCUGCCGCACUCUCGUGUCUCGCCCUCGCCUUCUCCCCGCCCUCUCGCCUCUCGCCUCUCACCCUCCUCUCACAAGAGAAGCGCCACCGUUCAGUGAGCUUGUAGCCGCUGCCGCCCUCCACAUCUCCUGCUGUUGCAUUACACUGACUUGGGAUCUCACUGAGGUUUGAUUCUUGGAGGCCCUUUGCUACUCUAGAUAGGAUUUCCUAUAUUGACAACUGUGGUUAAAAUGGAUGAUACUUUUAUUAACGACAGGCCUGAGGAUGUGUCCUGGCUAUGUUCCCUUUCAGAGUCUGAGAUUGAUAUGCUGAUAAAUUUAAAGUUGUUGAUCCUUCACCGUGCUAAGAGGAUAGGUCAUGUGCAACUAGCUGAGAAAUUUGACCUUAAAGUGCUUCGAGCAAUUGCAUUCAUUUUGAUAGAAUAUCUCAAAGAACAAUUGAAAGAUUCAUCACUUACUCUAGAUAUGGUGAAGCCUGCUGCUUUUUUGGAUGCUUGCAACUUUUUGAGAUGUAAUCAUGAGGGUGUCAUGAGUGUUGAAGAUUUAAGUAAAAAUAUUGGCAUUGAUCCACAACACAUUGUGAGAGGAUAUACCGACUGUUACUGGUAUAAAUUGCGGGGAAAUGCUUGCACCUGUGAACACCAAUAG